AUGUAUAAGGUGUCGUCAUUAGAGGAAGAUCCAGAUAGGUAUUGUAACAAUUCGAUGUAUGCACCAUUCCAGGAAGAAGGGGUCGUUGAGGAGAAUGCAACGAGCGAGGGAGAUGAUUUCGAAUGGGUUGGGGGACAUUCGGCUGAGUCAGAUCGGGAAGUUCCUUUUGCUUUCUAUAACUUGUAUGCGAAGAUGAACGGAUUUGCUACAAGAAGGUACCGGUCGCAGCAAAACAUGAACAACGAGGUUACACAACAGAAAAGUGGAAGAUGGAUCAUAAUCUAUUUUCAGGAAGUUCAUAAUCACAAGAUGCUCGAGGACACUCUAACUUUCAUGCUUCCUGGACACAAGAUGAUGAAUGCGGCAUUUAUUAAUCAGACGAAUAUGAUGUUUAAGGUUGGCAUUAGGACUCCACAAAUUUAUGCAUCGUUUGUGCAAACCGCAAGAGGCCAUGAAAAUGUUCCAUUUUUGAAAAGAGAUAUGUACAACAAGAUAGACAAAGAAAGGAAGCUCAUUGGUGGGGAUGCAACAUCGUGUCUUAAGUUGUUAGAAUCAAUAGCAAAGUGA
Messenger RNA from Arachis ipaensis, 567 nucleotides. Lineage: Eukaryota; Viridiplantae; Streptophyta; Magnoliopsida; Fabales; Fabaceae. The record is from RefSeq and is a predicted model, not a curated record.